UACGUAUUUCAAACAUGGCAUCUCUCUUGAUUUGUUUUCUAAUGAGUUAACGGAAAAAGUUCCCUCAAUUAAUAGGCAACUUCACACCCUCAAGUUUCACACAUCUUCAUAUCUAUCCAUCUUAUCUAAUGGCUUCCAUUACUAAAGAAUUAACCUUUAAGUCCGUUCCUUUCAUCAGAAUCUUCGAAGAUGGCACUGUGGAGCGCACUCCACUUCCAUAUCCUUCAUAUGUCCCGCCAUCUCCUGAUCAAGAUCCAGAAACUGGUGUCUCCUCCAAAGACAUCACCAUCUCAGAAAACCCCAAAAUCUCGGUUCGCGCUUUCCUCCCAAAUCUCCCUCAAAAUCAUACCCAAAAGCUCCCCAUCUUGGUUUAUUUCCACGGUGGUGCCUUUUGCAUGGAGUCUGCCUUCUCAUUCCUUAACCAACGUUAUCUCAACCUCUUGGUCUCAGAAGCCAAAGUUAUAGCUGUCUCUGUUGAGUAUAGACUUGCCCCAGAAAACCCACUUCCUACUGCUUAUGAAGACUGCUGGGCCGCUCUUCAAUGGGUUGCUUCUCACUCAAGCAACAAAGACUUGGACAGUAACAAAGAGCCAUGGUUAGUCAGGUAUGGAGAUUUUGGUAGACUUUACAUUGGUGGUGAUAGUGCAGGUGGAAAUAUUACACAUAACCUGGCUAUGAAGGGAGGAGUUGAGAGCCUGUGUGGUGGUGUGAAAAUUUUGGGGGCAUUUUUGUCCUGUCCUUAUUUUUGGGGUUCCAAGCCAAUUGGGUCAGAGCCUAAAGGUGAAGAGUUUGAGAAAUAUCAUCAUUCUAUAGCUUGGGACUUUGUUUAUCCCUCAGCUCCUGGAGGGAUUGAUAAUCCAAUGGUGAAUCCUGAGGGUGAGGGUGCACCGAGCCUUACUGGACUAGGGUGCUCUAAGGUGCUUGUGUGUGUUGCUGGAAAGGAUGAUUUGAGGGAUCGAGGUGUUCAAUAUUAUGAUUUAGUGAAGGAAAGUGGGUGGAAAGGAGAAUUGGAGCUGUUUGAAGUUGAAGGAGAGGACCAUUGCUUUCAUUUCUGGCUUAUGAUCGAGUCUAAGACUGAGACUGAGAAUGUUAAGAAAGUGUUCAAACGCUUGGCUUCUUUUCUUGUCUAGCUAAUAAUU
Messenger RNA from Malus domestica (apple), 1139 nucleotides. RefSeq names its product 2-hydroxyisoflavanone dehydratase-like. NCBI's taxonomy places the organism in Eukaryota, Viridiplantae, Streptophyta, Magnoliopsida, Rosales, Rosaceae. Gene Ontology annotation, molecular function: hydrolase activity. The record is from RefSeq and is a predicted model, not a curated record.